CCGGCACCCUGAGCCCCGGGACCCGCGCCCGCCCCGCAGCCUCGCCCGCCGGCCCUGCGCGCCCCUGCACCCCGCCGUCACCAUGCACCUCUCCCAGCUGCUGGCCUGCGCGCUGCUGCUCACGCUCCUGUCGCUCCGGCCCUCGGACGCCAAGCCGGGGGCUGCUCCCAAGGUCUCACGGACUCUGCCGGGCGACGCGCUGGCCGAGCCGCAGGCCGCGGGCGCGAAGAAAGGCGACAAGACCCCCGUGGACGGGGGCGCCAACCUCAAGGGCGACCGGUCGCGGCUGCUGCGGGACCUGCACGUGGACGCCAAGGUGCGGAUGGCGCGCCGUCUGCAGGAGAAGCCCAAGCCGCGCAAGCCGACCACCGGCAAGAAGAAGGGCUUGUCCAAGGGCUGCUUCGGCCUCAAGCUGGACCGCAUCGGCGCCACGAGCGGCCUGGGCUGCUAGUGCGGCGACCCCUGGCGGCGAGCCGGGAACCGUCCGUCCUGCCGGCAUCGUUCUUACUCAUCGGCCGCAUCCGGAUGCGUCUCCGGCGCCCACCCGGUUCUGCCAUUUCUUUUCUUUCCUUUUCCUGGUACUUGGAAGACGUGGCGCCAGCUGUCAGAUGAUUGUUGGGAAGGGGUAUGAUUUUAUUGUUCGAGCUUUUUUUUCCAAAAUGAGAAAUAAAAAAAAUUAUAUAUUAUAUAUAUAUUAUAUACGUGAAACCCGCACAUCCACACCGCGUGACAAGGGACAGUUUCGGAAAGACUGACAAGGCCAGCUGUUGGUGGGGCUGCAGAGACAACACGGGGCUGAAGACGUUCGCCUGGCACGUGGCCGACCGCGGUUCGAUCCCCAGCACCGACCGCAGAUGGUCCCCCCUCCCCCACGCCCCGCCAGGACUGAGCCCUGAGCACAGAGCCAGGAGGGAGGCCUGAGCCCUGCCGGGUGUGGCCCAAACUCCCCCCCCCCAGAAAAGGCGAAACAAAACCAGCUGUUUGUAAAUUCAUGUCAUGCAUAAAUGUAUUUAUGUUGUAAAGCUAUUUAUAUUGUUUAUAAAGAGAUAUUUAUAAAAAUUUUAUUUAUGUAACUAAAUGAAAGAAGUCAAUCAUUGUAAUGUUUUUGUCUUAACUAGUUGAAAAUGUAAAAAAAAA
Molecule: messenger RNA, 1137 nt
Organism: Sorex araneus (European shrew)
Lineage: Eukaryota; Metazoa; Chordata; Mammalia; Eulipotyphla; Soricidae
Gene: NPPC
Product: natriuretic peptide C
Exons: 3
Coding region: 83-451 (122 amino acids)
Biological process (GO): receptor guanylyl cyclase signaling pathway; cGMP biosynthetic process
Cellular component (GO): extracellular region
Molecular function (GO): hormone receptor binding; hormone activity
Source: RefSeq, a predicted model, not a curated record